Messenger RNA from Mytilus californianus (California mussel), 1550 nucleotides. Its product is annotated as prolactin-releasing peptide receptor-like. NCBI's taxonomy places the organism in Eukaryota, Metazoa, Mollusca, Bivalvia, Mytilida, Mytilidae. The coding region runs from base 268 to 1242 and encodes 324 amino acids. Gene Ontology annotation, molecular function: G protein-coupled receptor activity. The record is from RefSeq and is a predicted model, not a curated record. Gene Ontology annotation, biological process: G protein-coupled receptor signaling pathway. Gene Ontology annotation, cellular component: plasma membrane. The transcript is spliced from 2 exons.
ACUUGAAAUGGGGAGUGACGUUCUUAAACUUGAUUAGAUACUCACUGAAGUAUAACCGAGCUCACGUUUAUAAACUUAUGUUAAAGAAACAUUUCUUGAAAUAUGUUGAUUAUUAUGCACAUUGUGAACUUUUGGUGGAAAAUAGGUAAAUUGGUCCUGCGUCUAAUUACCUAAUAUUUCAACAUCAAUAUUCAUUAAUCUAAUCUACUGUGACAGAUUACUUGUAAAUGAUGCAAGGUCUACAAAAUACAUGUGGUGCAGUUUAAAAUGAACAACAGUAGUACGGAUGGUAUCAAAUCAGAAUAUUUCACCGAAAAUGGAAAACCUGCAUUUUAUGAAUUUGUACAUGGGCUUUAUAUUUACGUUAUACCUAUGAUUGUGGUGAUUGGAAUGAUCUGUAAUGUUUUGUCUUUCAAAGUGUUUGUGUUUACCAGCUUUAGUCGCCAUCCAUCAAGCAUUUUCCUGGCAUUACUGAGCGUUUCAGAUACUUUCUUCCUCCUUGCAUUAAUAUUUACAUGGAUGGGAACAUUGAAAAAAGCAAGAAUUGACACUGGUGGAUUAUGUUUAGUAACAAUAUACAUAACGUAUGUCACGAGUUUCCUCUCUGUUUGGUGUGUUGUUCUGAUCAUGCUUGACCGAUUUAUUAUAAUUUGUUUUCCGUUACGACGACCACGAGUCUGCUCAAACAAAAUGGCGAAAUGCACUGGCAUUGCCAUUACAGUAUUUUCCAUCCUGAUUUAUAGCCAUUGUUUCUUGACCAUCGAGGUUGUACCUGUGCUUGGCUGUAGAGUUAAACAGGAAUAUUUCAGGUUCUUAGCAAUGGUUACUUAUAUAGAUACUGCUAUCACGUUCAUUAUUCCUUUUAUAGCAAUUUUUGUUUUAAAUAUAUAUGUAAUUGUGAUAAUACGGAAAUUUAACUUCAAACACGCAAAACCACGGGCCAUCAAAUAUUAUUCUCCGACAUACAAUGUCUUAUCUGUUGCACAAAUGAGAUUGACGAUAAUGUUGACUAUUGUAUCAAUUGUAUUUUUGGUUCUAAACUUACCGAGCCAUGCUAUCAGAUUCUAUAUAAUAGUUAACGAUUUAAUCGCAAACAACGAUAUGGCAUUAUUUUUAGCCCAACAGUUCUGUCAGAUUUUGUAUUAUGUAAACUUUGCCAUUAACUUUACAAUUUACUUUGUGUCCAGUAAUACAUUCCGUAGAUGUAUAAAAGAAAGAGUCAGGUGUAUGCGAUACCAAUAAAUACGAAAAACUAUAGUUUAUAAAUACUAACAAUGAAAAUUUCUUAACAUUAUCUGUAUAACAAGUGGAAAUUUUUAAUUUCACAUAUCAUAAGAUGUACAAGAGUACAAAAAAAUGGAACGAAAUGUUCAAAAAGGCAAUUCUUAGAUUUCCUUUUCCGGAAAGCAACAUUUGUAUAGCUAACGAACGAGAAAUGUGCAAAUAAAGGCAUUUUCAUGAUUGUUGUUAAUAUAUUUCAUUCUAAGAUUUUUAAUUCAUUCAUGGAUGUAAACACCUAAAUAUAUAGUUCAAUAAAUUGAAGAAAAGUC